Molecule: messenger RNA, 3877 nt
Organism: Amaranthus tricolor (Joseph's coat)
Lineage: Eukaryota; Viridiplantae; Streptophyta; Magnoliopsida; Caryophyllales; Amaranthaceae
Product: auxin response factor 2A
Exons: 15
Coding region: 477-2990 (837 amino acids)
Biological process (GO): regulation of DNA-templated transcription; response to hormone
Cellular component (GO): nucleus
Molecular function (GO): DNA binding; protein binding
Source: RefSeq, a predicted model, not a curated record
ACUUUCUCUCUCCCUCGGAUUUUGAUUUUUGACGACCUCACAAGUCACACCCCCUUCUUUUCUCCACCUCCUCCAUUUUCUCUCUCCCCUUUUUCCUCCCACUCUCAAACACUACCCCAUUUCUCCAACACUAAUACAAACAUAACUCUUCUUUCCUUACAUACUACAUCCAUUACUCACAGUAGAGCGAGACGCAGAAAUCAAGCUGAACGAUUCCUUUUUUAUCCAGUAUCUAGAAAUCUCAACAAUUUUUCUCUGUUUCUUAUUAUAGGCUGAUUUUUGAGUUUAUUCAGAGGUUUGUUCAAAUUUUGUGUAUGUUCAUCAAAAGUGGCUCAGACUUUGGGAUUAUUCAGAGGUUUUCCAAGGGUUUGGCUGAUUUUUGAGCUUAUUAGAAGAUAUAAAGGUGUCGGAUGAGAGAUCUGUAUUGAAAACUUUCCUUUUUCAAACUCAAAUAAUUUUAUUGGUUGAUUUUUAAAAUGAGUUUAUCGGAAGUAUCGAUCAAAGCUACAGCUGAUAAAGCAGGAGAACAGGUUUCCGUCGCCGGAAAAGAUGCUGUAGUGGAUCCGGAAACAGCGCUGUAUAAGGAGUUGUGGCAUGCUUGUGCUGGACCUUUGGUGACCGUACCUCGUAUAAAUGAGCUUGUUUAUUACUUUCCUCAAGGACAUAUUGAGCAGGUAGAAGCAUCUACCAAUCAAGGUGCUGAACAGCAAAUGCCUGUGUAUAAUCUUCCUUGGAAGAUCCUUUGUCGUGUUAUUGAUGUACAAUUGAAGGCUGAACCAGACACAGAUGAGGUUUAUGCUCAAAUCAUGCUACUGCCUCAAGGAAAAGAGAAUUCCGGGGAGAAGGAAUCUUCUCCAAUCCCUCAGCCGCAUUUUCAUGUCCAUUCGUUUUGCAAGACAUUGACGGCUUCUGACACGAGUACACAUGGGGGGUUUUCGGUGCUUAGACGACACGCUGAUGAAUGUCUUCCUCCCUUGGAUAUGUCUCGACAACCACCUACUCAAGAAUUGAUGGCCAAGGAUCUUCAUGGAAAUGAAUGGCGUUUUAGACAUAUUUUUCGGGGUCAACCAAGGAGGCAUCUGCUUCAGAGUGGUUGGAGUGUGUUCGUUAGUUCAAAAAGACUUGUGGCUGGUGAUGCAUUUAUUUUUCUCAGAGGUGAGAAUGGUGAACUUCGUGUUGGAGUGAGACGUGCUAUGAGGCAACAAGAUGUUGUGCCUUCAUCUGUUAUAUCAAGUCACAGCAUGCAUCUUGGUGUUUUGGCUACAGCAUGGCAUGCUUACAACUCCGGAACAAUGUUUACUGUUUACUACAAACCUAGGACAAGUCCUGCUCAGUUCAUUGUUCCUUAUGAUCAAUAUAUGGAGUCAGUGAAGAACCAAUACUCAAUAGGUAUGAGAUUUAAGAUGAGAUUCGAAGGGGAAGAGGCUCCAGAGCAAAGAUUUACAGGCACUAUUGUUGGUGUUGAAGAUGCUGAUCCUAAUAGAUGGCAAGACUCAAAAUGGAGGUGUUUGAAGGUUCGCUGGGAUGAAACUUCCACUAUUCCUCGUCCAGAUAGGGUCUCUCCCUGGCAAAUUGAACCUGCUCUGAGUCCUCCGACAAUAAAUCCACUCCCAAUGACUAGAGGAAAGAGGCCUCGUGCAAAUGUGGUGACUCAGUCUUCUGACUCUUCUGUUCUUACAAGAGAAGGUUUUUCUAAAGUGGUAGCAGACCCUUCACCUGUUGGUGGGUUUUUAAGGGUCUUGCAAGGUCAAGAAUAUUCAUCCUUGAAACCCAGCCUUUUAGACAGCAAUGAGUCUGAUACUGUUGAGAAACCAAAUGCAUGGUCUAAUUCAGUUGACAAGGGAAAAGUCAAUAAUGCCAAUGGCUCACUGAAAUAUCCUUCAGAAAAUUUUAUGCCUUCCAUGAGGCCUGAACCAGCAUUUGCUGAUCUGCUAUCAGGUUUUGGUGUCCAAAAUGAAUCAGCUUCUGGAUCCCACGCGCCUUAUCAAACUACAGCUAGUUCGCCAAUGAAAAAGCAUAUGCUUGAUCAAGAUGUCAAAUUUAAUAUGCUAGGAAGUUCCUGGUCUAUAAUGCCUGCAAAUCUCUCACUAAAUUUGUCGGAAUCUAGUAUGAAGCAUCAUUCACCCAGUUGCAAUGUGUCAUAUCAAGGGCAAGGUAGUGCGAGGUAUAGAGGAGGCUUCAAUGAAAUGCAAAUGCUCCGCAGUCAUAGAAUUGACCAUCAGAAUGGAAGCUGGCUGAUGCCUCCACCACCGUUUUAUUUUGAUAAUCAUACCCAAUCCAGAGAUGCUGUGACACAGCCUUCUCAGAUUGAGCAAGAACCUAAUAAACCGAAGGAUGGGAGCUAUAAAUUAUUUGGCAUUCCCCUGAUUAGUAGUUCUACCACACAAGACUCUUCUAUUUUGAGCAGAAGCGUUAUUGAGCCUGCUACUCUUAUAUCUCCCGUAUCACUUCGAUUACAUAACAGUGAUUCAGAUCAAAGUUCAGAACAGUCCAAAAGCUCCAAACAAAUGGAUUGUGUGCCUCCUUGUAGUGAGCAGGAAAAGAAAAGGCCAAAUUCCCAGUCACUUUCCAGGGAUGCACAAGCAAAAGCACACGGUGGAUCCUCUAGGAGCUGUACCAAGGUACACAAGCAGGGAAUUGCACUUGGGAGGUCAGUGGACCUCUCAAAAUUUAGUAACUAUGAUCAGUUGGUUGAAGAAUUGGAUUGCUUGUUUGAUUUCAAUGGGGAACUGAAGACCAAUGAGAAGAAUUGGCUGAUUGUUUACACAGAUGAUGAGGGUGAUAUGAUGCUGGUUGGUGAUGAUCCAUGGCAGGAAUUUGUUGGGAUGGUGCGCAAAAUUUUCAUCUACACAAAGGAGGAAGUACAGAAGAUGGCACCUAGGACUUUGAACUUCAGGAAUGAAGAUAAUGUUCCAACUACAGGUGGUUCAGAUUCCAAAGAAGCUAAACAGUCAAUACCUUCAUCGGCAUCUAAUGCUGAGAGCCAUUAGAAUAAGGCCUUGUGGCUUUAGCCACUUUUUGGCAGGUUGGUUCUAAGUUGGGAUCAAUAUACGAGUAAUUGCAUUUGGUAGGGUAUUGUUGGGACUGUGUAGGCUUGGCAAUGAGCCAUCUUGAAGAGGGAACAUUUGAUAAAGUCCGUGUCUAAUCUACUCCCAAUUUUCAACAUAUUUCUGGAGUCAUUUGUCGAGCCAUAUACAUAAUUAUAUAUGUAUACCUUAAUUGAAAAGAGGCAUUAUUAGCCUUGCAGCCUGAAUCAAUCUGUAAAAAGCCUAUCUUAUCCUGACCAGCCUUUUGAUGUAAGUGCUUACGUAUCUAAUGAUUCAUCUAUUAUGUGAUUCCGUUUCCUCACCCUUGAAGCUGCAACGUGCUGAUAUUUCUCCCCCGUGCUUGUGUGAGGGCUAUGAAGUUGGGAGCUUGUGCACGACCUCUACAUUAAGAUUUUGCUAUAAGAUAGCAGAUGCAAAUUCAGAUACCGGCUGCUGCGUGUAGCUAGCAAAUGCUUGGCAGGUGCGUUUAAUUUAAGUUGGUCUGGUGUAUCCUCACCUAGAACCAAUUUUGUAGGUUGGCAGUGUGCUUCUUAGUCAAAGUUCUAGGAUAAAAGGAACUGGAGUAUACCAAAUUAGAUUUGACAGAAAUAUUAGUUUUCUGUACGCAAGUAUUUGUGGUUCAGGAGGGACGUAUGCGGAUUAACUAGAUUUAUAGUAGUAAUGUACAGUUAGUAUAUGUAAUUAGUACCUGUAUUGAGUAUGUAGUUUUUGUCUUUAUUUUUAACUGUGUAUUUACAUAAAUGAGAUGUUUUGCAUGUGGAUGUAUAGGCACCGUUCAUAAAAAUCAUGUUUGGUGCUAUUCACUAAAUUUUAUAAAUUAACAUGUUAAA